Thlaspi arvense is the source of this 1440-nucleotide messenger RNA. NCBI's taxonomy places the organism in Eukaryota, Viridiplantae, Streptophyta, Magnoliopsida, Brassicales, Brassicaceae. The record is from the annotation of a GenBank genome assembly.
AUGAGAAAUUCUCUCACUAUAUCGAGCAAGAAAACCAUUAUAUCUCCUAGUGAAAUCUUCGAGCUUGGUUUCUUCAAUCCCGCAUCAAGUUCUCGUUGGUAUCUCGGGAUUUGGUACAAGAAAAUCUCUACAAGAACCUACGUAUGGGUUGCUAACAGAGACAAUCCUCUCUCCAAUUCCAUCGGAACUCUCAAAAUCUCCGACAAUAACAUCGUCAUUUUCGAUCAAUCCCAUACACCUGUUUGGUCGACCAAUCUAACGGGCGGAGAUGUGAGAUCCCCGGUGGUUGCAGAGCUUCUUGAUAAUGGUAAUUUUGUGGUCAGAGACUCCCACAAUAGGUUUUUGUGGCAGAGUUUCGAUUUUCCGACGGAUACUUUACUUCCGGAGAUGAAACUGGGUUGGGAUCAGAAAUCUGGAAUCAACAGAUUCUUGAGAUCCUGGAAAACUCCAGAAGAUCCGUCAAGCGGUGAUUAUUUGACUGAACUCGAAGCCAGAGGGUUCCCUGAGUUUUACGUAUUCAAGAGAGACUCAAUAGUGUACCGGAGCGGUCCAUGGAUCGGAAACCGGUUUAGCUGCGUACCGGAGAUGAAGCCAAUUGAUUACAUGGUUUACAAUUUCACAGCGAGUAAAGAAGAAGUAACUUACGCUUACCGAAUCACCAAAGCCAACGUUUACUCAACAUUAAGCCUAAGCUCCACGGGAUUAAUACAACGAUUAACUUGGAUUGAGGCAGCACAAAAUUGGAAACAGUUAUGGUACCAACCAAAGGACAUAUGCGACAACUACAAAGAGUGUGGGAAUUACGGUUAUUGCGAUGCCAGCACUUUACCAGGCUGUAAUUGUAUCAAAGGGUUUGAGCCAAGAAAUGAGCAAGAGUGGGCUUUGAGAGAUGAUUCUGCUGGUUGUGUAAGGAAGACAAGGCUGAGCUGCGAUGGUAAAGAUGGGUUUGUGCGGUUGAAGAAGAUGAAGUUGCCGGAUACUACGGCGACAAUUGUGGACAGAGAAAUUGGGGUGAAAGAAUGUAAAGAGCGGUGUCUAAAUGAUUGUAAUUGUACGGCAUUCGCUAAUGCGGAUAUUCGUUAUGGCGGGUCAGGUUGUGUGAUUUGGAACAAAGAUCUUUUGGAUAUCCGGAACUAUGCAAAUGGGGGUCAGGAUCUAUACGUUAGACUAGCAGCUACUGAUCUCGAGGACAUGAGAACAAAGAGUGCAAAAAUCGUAGGUUCGAGUAUUGGGGUGAGCAUUUUGCUUCUUUUAAGUUUCAUCAUCUUCCGCUUUUGGAAAAGGAGGCACAAGCGAUCGAUAGCAAUUCAAACGCCUAAUGUUGAUCAAGCGAGAAGCCAAGAUUUGCUAAUGAGCGAAGUGGCAAUACCAAGCAUGAGAUCCAAAUCCAUACUCUUGAGACUGAUUCAUCGUCAAGUACACAGCGCAACGAUGAAUUGA